GUUAUCCACCCAUCAGCACUCUAUAUAUUGUUCUUAGUAUUGCAUCAACCAUACCAAAUUAUCAUAAACACUUCCUCAAGAAAGCCUGAAAAGAUGGUCAAUUUGGCUGAUGCAAAUCAUGAUGCUGAGCUUCUUCAAGCUCAAGCUCAUGUAUGGAACCACAUCUUUAACUUCAUCAACUCAAUGUCCCUUAAAUGUGCAAUUCAAUUAGGAAUCCCAGAUGUGAUCCACAACCAUGGCAAACCCAUUACCCUUUCCCAGCUUAUUUCUUCUUUACCUGUCCACCCAGCCAAAGCUCGCUGUAUACCUCGCCUAAUGCGCCUUUUGGUUCACUCUGGUUUCUUUGCUCAAGCAAAAAUCAGUGAAGAUGAUGAUCAAGAAGAAGGGUAUGUUCUCACCAGUGCAUCUCAGCUCCUCCUCAAGGACAACCCCUUGAGUGUCACACCGUUCUUGAUGGCCAUGCUUGAUCCUAUUUUAACAAGACCAUGGCAUUAUGUGAGCACUUGGUUCCUAAACGAUGAUCCUACUCCAUUUAAUACGGCUCAUGGGAGGACAAUUUGGGAGUAUGCUGGACAUGAACCCAAGCUCAACGAUUUCAUGAACGAAGCAAUGGCUAGUGAUGCUAGGCUCGUUAUGCAUGUGCUGAUCAAUGAGUGUGAGGGAGCGUUUGAGGGGCUGAAGUCAUUGGUUGAUGUUGGGGGUGGAACAGGAACCGUGGCUAAAGCCAUAGCUAAAGCAUUCCCUCAGUUGGAUUGCAUUGUGUUUGAUCUCCCACAUGUGGUGGCUGGUCUGCAAGGCACUGACAACUUGAAGUAUGUUGGAGGCAACAUGUUUGAGGAGAUUCCUCCUUCCGAUGCAAUUUUACUGAAGUGGAUUUUACACGACUGGAGUGAUGAAGAAUGCAUGAAGAUUAUGAAGCAAUGUAAAGAAGCCAUUAAAGGAAGAGAAGGAGGGAAGCUAAUUAUCAUAGACAUGGUGAUAGGAAGCCGCAAAAAAGAUAAGGAUGCCAUGGAAACACAACUCUUCUUUGAUAUGCUGAUGAUGGCCUUAGUUACUGGUCAAGAGAGAAAUGAAAAAGAAUGGGCUAAACUCUUUUUCGAUGCUGGUUUUAGCGACUAUAAGAUAAAACCCAUGCUAGGUUUAAGAUCCAUUAUUGAGGUUUAUCCUUAAUUUAGCUUAUAGAGCUUGAUUAAUUUUAUCUUAGCUUUUAUUUGUAUUUUGCAUCUCUAUGAUAUUUUCGUUUGUGUGGUUAAAAUUCAUCUCCAUGUUAUGAGCGAGAUGCCUCUGCUUUUUACAUUGUUAAUGGAAGCUUUAGUUGUGCAAGGACUGCUUUGGAUAUCUUGCUAAAGUUGGAUAUCUUCAA
Molecule: messenger RNA, 1363 nt
Organism: Hevea brasiliensis (rubber tree)
Lineage: Eukaryota; Viridiplantae; Streptophyta; Magnoliopsida; Malpighiales; Euphorbiaceae
Product: trans-resveratrol di-O-methyltransferase
Exons: 2
Coding region: 94-1170 (358 amino acids)
Biological process (GO): methylation
Molecular function (GO): protein dimerization activity; S-adenosylmethionine-dependent methyltransferase activity; O-methyltransferase activity
Source: RefSeq, a predicted model, not a curated record